Thermochaetoides thermophila DSM 1495 is the source of this 498-nucleotide messenger RNA. RefSeq names its product putative D-tyrosyl-tRNA(tyr) protein. NCBI's taxonomy places the organism in Eukaryota, Fungi, Ascomycota, Sordariomycetes, Sordariales, Chaetomiaceae. Gene Ontology annotation, cellular component: cytoplasm. The transcript is spliced from 5 exons. The record is from RefSeq and is a predicted model, not a curated record. Gene Ontology annotation, molecular function: D-tyrosyl-tRNA(Tyr) deacylase activity. The coding region runs from base 1 to 498 and encodes 165 amino acids. Gene Ontology annotation, biological process: tRNA metabolic process.
AUGAAAGCCAUUUUGCAGAGAGUCCUUUCAGCCUCGGUCACGGUAGACCAGCAGGUGGUCUCGUCCAUUGGUAAAGGCGUUCUGGUCUUCGCAGCAGUUGCGCCAGGUGACACGGAGAAAGACGCUGAGUCUCUGGCUGCUAAGGUGCUCAAGCUCAAGCUUUGGGAUGACGAGUCAGGGAAACGAUGGAGGAAGAAUGUCCAGGAGAUUAAUGGCGAGGUACUCUGCGUGUCUCAGUUUACCUUGCUUGCUUCGACAAAAAAGGGAAAUAAGCCAGACUUCCAUGGCGCACUGGCCCCUGACGAGGCCAGAAAGUUGUACGAGCACUUCUACAAAAAAGUGCAAGAAGGCUAUGUGGCGGACAGGGUCAAAAAUGGCGUUUUUCAAGCCAUGAUGCAAGUGGCCCUGGUUACAAUCGAAGUAUCGGUGCAGCCAAAGGAGAAGGAGGACAAGAAAGCCAAGUCAGAGCCUGUCACGCCUAAGGAGGCCGCAGCAUGA